Molecule: messenger RNA, 4864 nt
Organism: Tupaia belangeri chinensis (Chinese tree shrew)
Lineage: Eukaryota; Metazoa; Chordata; Mammalia; Scandentia; Tupaiidae
Gene: RAB11FIP5
Product: RAB11 family interacting protein 5
Biological process (GO): regulated exocytosis
Cellular component (GO): mitochondrion; recycling endosome; phagocytic vesicle
Molecular function (GO): small GTPase binding
Source: RefSeq, a predicted model, not a curated record
GCAGGGACUCUACUCAGUCUCCUAAGUUGCUUACCCACAAGAGGACCUAUAGCGACGAGGCCAGCCAGCUGCGUGCCGGCCCUCCCAGGGCCCUCCUCGACCUCCAGGGCCACCUAGAUGCUGCCUCCCGACAACGAGGAGCCCCAGGGACCCCCACGGCACCGCAGCUCCAUCUCGGGCCCAUUCCCCGCCUCGAGUUCCCUGCACAGUGUCUCUUCCCGGCCCUCGGAGGAGAGGCCGCGGCCCGCAGAUGAGUCCUGGGGCAGAGGCAGCCGAGGCACCAGCAGUUCGGAAGUGGUGCCUGGACAGGAGGAGCUGAGCACCCAGGCCAAAGUGCUGGCCAGCCGCUCGGCAGAGCAGGAGGGAGCUCGGCUUUCCGAGGGGAGCCAGUCCAGGUCGCCACACCCAUGGUGGCCUCCUCGGAGGCUGUGGCAGAGAAGGAGGGAGCCCGGAAGGAGGAGCGGAAGCCCCUUAUGGGACUCUUCCACCAUCACCACCAGGGCCUGAGUCGGAGCGAGUUGGGGCGCAGAAGCUCUCUGGGGGGUGUCGCCCCAGGAGUCUCCCCCCACCACUCAUCCAGCGGGGAAGAAAAGGCCAAAAGUAGCUGGUUUGGCUUGAGAGAAGCCAAGGAACAAGGUCAGAAACCCAGUGCCUCGAGGGCCAGCCCCACCCCCCUGGCCUCCCCUGAGAAAGCCCCGCCUGAGUGGGACGACACCUUCAACGUCUUUGCUGCCAGCAGGCUGCGUCCAGAGGCCAGGAGUGAGACCCUGGCCCCUGCAGGAGUGGGGCUGGAGGCGGCGGGGCUGCAAGACCCAGGGGCCGUGACAGUGAAGGCAGCCGAACCCCCUGGAGACCCCGGGGGAGGAGGAGGAGGAAGAAGAGGUGGGAGCAGCGUGUGGCUGGAGCCCAGGGUUCCUCUGGACUUGGGACUGCACCACCCGAGCACGAGCACGAGCGCACCUGACCUGGGGCCCCUCCAGUCCGUAGGGGGCAGCCCAGCCUCCGCGUCAGCCCAGCAGUACCUUAGAGCCUCUGCCUCAGAGCCAGAGAGGGAGCUGCUGCCUGCCCAAGAAGGUGAAGCGAGGCAGAGUCCAGUGGACAGUGGGACGUCUCUGUUCAGCUCCCCGGAAGUGAUCAGUGUGUGGGAGAGGCUGCCCGGCCCAGACGACACCCCUGAGGGCCAGGAGGAAGAGGCCACCCAGAGUGAAAGCCAGCUGUUCCAGGAGCUGAAUACUGUUGACGAUUCCUGGCCUUGGGAUGUGGUCACCCUCUCUCCUGCAGCGGAGAUGGCCUCAACUGUCCUGCCGGGAGGGUCUGAUGAGCUGCCUCCUUCCCGGGUGCAGCCAGAAUCACCAGAAACUCUGAGCCCCAAAGGGAGCCAUGGGCUGCCCCAACUAGACCGGGAGCCAGAGCCCAAACCUGAGCAGGUGUCAGACGGUGCGCCGCAACCCAGCACACCGCCUCCCAAGCCGCCACGCCUCUUCACGCCCGCACAUUCACAGGAAAAGGACGAGGAAGAGGAAGAGAAGGCUGCAGAGAAGCCAAGUCAUGGGGAGGCAGGGACAAGAGGAGGUGCUUCCCCGCAUGCACUGGUUGCUGGUCCCCAGGAGACCAGGGAGGAAGGGGAGAAGCCAGAGUCGGAGGAGUCUGACAGCCGUUCUUCUGGAACCCUAUUGGGUGAGCCAGGCCUGGAAGACCUGGUAGAGGAUGCCAACCCCCCUGUGUCUGGGCCCUGCCUGACUGCGCCCACCAGCUGCCCUGAGGGUCCUGCUCCCCCGCCCUGUUAUUCAAAGAGUUUGGCUCCUCAGAGUCAGCAGACCCUGGAGGCUCUUGAGAGAGGAGGAGGCCCUGAGACUCCUGAGGCCCAGAGCCAGGGACUGGUGGGAGGGGGUCGUGGGCCUCUGCCAGCCACCUUCCAGCAGGCUGAUUUGUGGGCCUCCAAGGAGGAUGUCUUGAACCCCUUCUUACCUCAGGGGAGCCGAGAUCCCCCCAGCCUCCCAUCUACAUCACCGCCAGGAUCCAGGGACUCUUCCAUUCACUCUAGUCCAGAGGAGCUGCCCACACCCCCAGAGCCUACCUUCCCACCACCCCCUCUCCCACCCUGGGCCAGCCACCACCAUGGGGAGCCCAGCUCUCCGUGCUCCCCCCUGCCUGGAGCCUGGCCCCUGCCCUCUUCCUCCCCACCCUUUGGGGAGCCAGCCUCACCCCUUGGGGGCUCCCCUGCCCCACGAGGGGAGGACCGCACUGCAACCACCCCAGCCUCCCCGCUUGUGCUUCUGCCCUUGGAGACACGACCAGCUGAGGAGCCACAGUCCAGUGCCAGUCCCCACCCCGUGAAGCCCCUCAGUGCUGCCCCUGCGGAGGGCAGCCCCGACAGGAAGCAGCCCCGCUCCAGUCUGAGCACAGCCCUGAGCAGUGGGCUGGAAAAGCUCAAGACGGUCACAUCUGGCAGCGUUCAGCCUGUGGCUCCCGCACCCCAGGUCGGCCAGACCUCAGAUGCCAAGAGACUGAAGGACUCAGCUGUGCUGGACCAGUCUGCCAAGUACUACCACCUGACCCACGACGAGCUCAUCGGCCUGCUCCUGCAGCGGGAGCGCGAGCUGAGCCAGCGGGACGAGCACGUGCAGGAGCUGGAGAGCUACAUCGACCGGCUACUGGUGCGGAUCAUGGAGACCUCGCCUACUCUGCUGCAGAUCCCCCCCGACGCCCCCAAGUAGCCCUCCUCACCCACACCCUGGGAGGGUUGGCACAGACCUGCUGCCCAGUCUGGGCUGGGCCUGUGCUGCCCACCUGCCUGCCCUCCUGCUGAACUUGCUCCCCGGGCAGGGCGCAGUCUGUUCUCCUUGGUCACUCCUUGCUCCACAUUCCCUCCUGCCUCUACUGGGGCUGCUGGAAGGGGGGCCCUUUGGACUCCCAUUGGAAGCAUCAGGUUCCGUGUGUCUUUGGGAGCCCUGGGUCUUUCCCACCUGCCUGUUUUCAUGCCCCUUAGCCUUGGGGGUCCAGGGGUUGGAACAGGAACUUAGCUCUAAGAAGUGGCCAGGUGAGAUGCGGCGGAAGUGGUAUCUGGGAAGAGACGAGUGGCUAGCACACACAUUAUUAUCCCCAGGGAUGGUCAGCCAUUUCCCCAACAGUCAACACCUCCUCUCAACUCCCCGCAGCCCCUGGAGGGGCUUCUAGUAUUACUGGGACAGAGACCCAGCUGCCACGUGUCUGUGAGUCAUGGACAACCAGGUGCCUACUCUCAGCCUCUCACCCAUUCUGAGAGCAAGGAGCCUGUGCAGCCUGGUCUCGUCCCUGCCAUGCCUUGGGUCUGUUUUGUCUUGAGCUGUUUGCAGAGUGUGGUGUGGACAGAGGUGGAUGUGUGUGCAGGUUGCUGCCUGCUCCCUUCUCCUGACCUUUCCUCUGCGUGUCACUGUGAGAGUGUGUAGGGUCAAGGUGUGUGUGUCGGGGAGCUCCUCACUCAUCCAAUUCUCACCUGCCUCCAGUGAGUGGGUCCCUUCAGGUCAGGCCUUGGGCUGCUGCUGUUUUGGGGAUCAAACCUCCAUGUCUGUUCUUGUUGCCUGUCCAGAUGACAAAACUCUGUGCUGCUACAGGGUUCGGACUUUUGGGAAACCAAUUAAAAUGUGCCUUUUGUGGGCGGGAUCAAGAGCCUCUGGAUGUGGACCUCUCCCCCUGGGUGGCACCCCCUCCCCCUGCUGAGCACUGCAGGGAUGACUCUGUCAGCGCCCUGGGAGUGGGAGUGGAGGGGGCAGCCCUGCUGUGUGUUGUUCCCUCCCUCUUAGUUAAUCUCAGCGAGGGGCCUGGCCAAGCUGCUGCAGCUCCCUCAGCCUUCCUGCUGUCUUUCCCUCCUCCCUUAACCUCAGUGGAGGAUCCUAGGAUUACAGCUCCCUAUGGCCAGCUAGGCUCGGGUCUGCCCUGCUCACUGUCGUUCUGUCCGGCCUCAGGACUCAGCUGUGCUGGACCAUGGACUGGUUUGGAGGUGGGAGGUGCCACUAUGCCUUUGGGAGACACCCAUACUUAGGAGAAAGCCUUCAUUGCCCUCCUGUCCACCCACGAAGCUGCUCUCCCUGCUGUCUCUUGCACCCCCUGGCCUCGCCUGGCUGUCAUGCACCUUGGAAUGAAGUGUCUGUUCUUUGUCCCAGCCUCUGGUUUGCUUGUAGGAGAUAUGGCAGGCUUCUCUAUGGCAUCUGCAGGGAAAUUGUGGUAGCUUGGGGGCACCCUGUGUUAGCCUAAGUUGGGGGGACGAAGAGAUGAUGGAGGAGGAUAUUUGGGGCCCAGUGAGGAGGCAAGAACUCCUCUGAGACCCUCCUUGUGAGAGGGCCCGUGGGCUCACUCAGAAGACUUAAGGCACAGAUGUGCUCUGUGGGUGAUAGCUGUCCGCUGCCAGCAUGGAGCAGAGGAGCCCCACACAUCAGGUAAAGCCCCUGUAAAGUCACCUCCCUUUAGGGCCACUCAUCAAAGCUGAGAAAAGUACCCACAGCUGCCCAGGACUUCAGCAAUGGGGAGGGAACAUCAGGGGUUGGAGAGGUAUCUCUUCUGAAAGCGGGGAUCACUCCCUCCUAGGUUUUCCUCUGGGCUCUGCAGUCCCAGCCCUGGCCCUGACCUUCCACUCACCAUUGAUUAUGGGCCUCCCAAGUGCCCAGGGUAGGGAUGAAUUUAGGAGAGUUGGAACUGAAGCCCAAGUUCUUUGUUGUUUUUGCGCCUAGUCACAAGUUGGACGAUCGCUGCAGGUGGGCUGGGCAGGGAGCAGGCACAGUUCUGCUUUGCCGUUUGUCUUCCUGGUUGUAACUCCUGUUUAUAAAGAGCUUGUUCUUCAUGUUUUGAGCACUUUAUGAAGAAUAAAAGUUCACAUACUGCAGGUGGC